Molecule: messenger RNA, 3065 nt
Organism: Sinocyclocheilus rhinocerous
Lineage: Eukaryota; Metazoa; Chordata; Actinopteri; Cypriniformes; Cyprinidae
Product: reversion-inducing cysteine-rich protein with Kazal motifs-like
Exons: 18
Coding region: 203-2479 (758 amino acids)
Biological process (GO): extracellular matrix organization; sprouting angiogenesis; blood vessel maturation
Cellular component (GO): plasma membrane
Molecular function (GO): protein binding; metalloendopeptidase inhibitor activity
Source: RefSeq, a predicted model, not a curated record
AGUUCCCCAGCCCUCCUCCUCCUCCAGCUCCUCCAGCUCCAGCUCCAGCUCCAGCUCCGCGCACAUGCUCAGAGCUCCACGCCGCGCUCCGCGUCUCCUGAGCGGCCUGUGCUCUCCUGCGCUCCCGCUAGCACAGAUGCUCUCAUGGAGCUCGAGUCUCGUUUGCGUCUGAGUCCACCAUGCACUUUAGGAUUUCAAUAAGAUGUACGUGUGUUGUGAGAUAAUCAUUUUGCUUCUCUCCUGCAACUUCUGCGCCCUCGUCUACACUCAGGAUCCGUCCUGCUGCCAUCAUGCUGCAGAGCUCUUUCCUCAGUGUCGAGGAGCCUGUGAACAGCUCGCGACCAUCAGGAGUGAAUCGCGUCUGAAGCACCUUCUCCUGCGUUUGCCCAGUUACUGCCCCGAGUCUCUGAGUGAACUUUGGAUCUGCAUCAACAACACAUUGCCGGGAGCAUCAAAGAAGUCAGACGGAUGGGUGGGUUUGGGCUGCUGUGAGCUGGCCAUCUCCGCUGAAUGCCGCAGGGACUGCAAGCAGGCGUCGUCUAAAAAUGACAUCGCUAAAGUAUGCAAGAAAGACACAGAGAAACCACUCUACAGCUGUAUCACCAAAAAUGAAAUGGGCUCAGUAUGCUGCAGUUAUGCAGGGAGACACACAAACUGCCGUGAGUACUGUCAGGCCAUCUUCCGCACAGACUCGUCGCCGACCGUCUCCCAAAUCAACGCGGUCAAAGAGUACUGCCAGAGCAUCAGUCCGCAGCUCAUCGGCUGUGUGGCCAACUACACCAAAUCCUACCCCAUCCGGAGCCCCAUCGACAAAAUCAUCGUCUCGCCUCGCUGUUUUUGUGUUCUCAGGCCGACGGAGCUGUUUCGCAGCUGUAACGUUCAGUCAGACCAGGGCGCCAUGAACGACUUCAGACUCUGGUCCAACGGAACCAUCAAGAUGCCCUUCAUGAACAUCCCUGUGCUGGACAUCAGCAGGUGCCAGCCGGAGAUGUGGAAGACUGUGGCCUGUGCGCUGCAGAUCAAACCCUGCUACAGCAAGUCCAGAGGAAGCGUCAUCUGCAGGUCGGACUGUGUGGAUAUCCUGACGCAGUGUGGCGAUGGCAAGCGCUUUCUCGAGGGACAGACGCCCGAGCGCAUCUGUGACCUGCUGUCGGCCACGGACGACCCGGAGCGCUGCAUCCCUCUCCACAGAUACCUCACUCCCAGUCCCUUUGAGAACAGCAUUGAAGAAGUCAUCCACCCCUGCAACCCCAGCCCCUGUCCCAGCAGUCACCUGUGUGAAGUCAACAGAAAGGGCUGCCACCCCGGACACGACUGCCUGCCCUACUUCUGCGUUCCUGGUCACGGUGUGUCGUUCCGGGUCGACUGUCAGCCCUGCUCCUGCUUCGCCGGUGAAAGCAUCUGCUCGUCUCGUCAGUGUGUGCGCUCCGACGGCUCGGACGAGGACAGACGGCUCUUCACAGGGCUUCCCUGCAGCUGCGCCGAUCAUUUCGUGCCGGUUUGCGCUCGCAACGGACGCACAUAUCCCAGCGCUUGUGUGGCGCGCUGCGUCGGCUUCAAGGACAACCAGUUUGUGUUCGGCUCCUGCAGGAGCAUCGACCCCUGCUCCCCGAACCCCUGCCAGAGGAGCCAGAGGUGUGUCCCCAGGCGUCAGGUGUGUUUGACGGAGCUGUCAGAAUAUCCCUGUCCUCAGUAUGAGUGUGUUUCCCGUCCGGCCGGCUGUGACCAGAACCAGCUGGAUCCGGUCUGUGAUACAGACAACAUGGAACACGCCAACCUGUGUCUGCUGUUCCAGCGGAGCAAGAGCCUGGCCUACAUGGGACACUGUCAGGACGCCUGCAGGAAGCCCAGAGAGGUGUGUGGUCAUAACGGGGAGACCUACAGUACGGUGUGUGAAGCGUUCUCGGACCGUGUGGCUGUGGACUAUCAGGGCCGCUGUCAUGCGGUCGGCGUCGUGUCAGAGUUCACGUCAGACUCUGGCUGCAACGCUGUUCCCUGCCCUCCGCUCUCCAGCCGCGCCUGCAACCCCAUCACACCGCUCGGUGCCUGCUGUCCGGUGUGUGCAGGAAUGCUGCAGAUCCUCUGGAAUAAAGCACAGAUGAACAGCUUCGCUAAGCUGAACCGGAAUCAGCCGGUGACGGUUCAUGACAUCCUGAAGAUCUUGCGGCUGCACAUCUCUGUUCCUCAGUGUGACAUCUUUGGUUAUCUGAGCAUCGACUCUGAGCUCAUCUUCCUCAUCGUGCCUGUCGAUCAGCAGCCCACGCCGCUGCAGAUCGAAGCCUGCAGUAAAGAGGCAGAGAAGAUCGACUCGCUCUUAAACUCGGCCAGCCCGACGCUGGUGUCCCAGGUGCCUCUGUCUGCCUUCCUCCGCUCCGAGCUCCAGCUGUCCACCAUCAGCUCCGCCGCGCUGCCUCCGCUCUCCCUCUCCCUCUGUGUCUUCUCCUCCUCUCUCCUCCUGUCUCUAACAGCUGACCUCUGACCUCUGACCUCCACCGACCAGCACAAUCACACUCCAGACUCUUCUCUCAGUAUUAAGGACAGAUCUCACUGAGCUUUCCAACACUUUUGUACCUUUGUAAAAACAGCCUGUUGUUGUUGUUGUUUUUUUAAGUAUGAUAUAUUGUUUGAAAUAUUUUACUGUUCCUCUAAUGUCAAUCAGUUUUUAAAAAUUACAAAACGAGGAACCCAGCCAUGUAAACAAAUAUGACAAUCAUACAGCUCAUCCAUGAAGUGGUGAACACAAUAUGCCUUGCUUAUAAAUGUAUAAAUAUAUAUAUAUCUAUAUAAAUGUAUGUGCAUAGAUUUUUUUUUUUACAUAUGAUGAAGUAUUGCAAAAACAAACCUUUAUGUUGAAAAGAGAAGCAAAGUGUUCUAUUUUGCGAUGAUGGCGUCACAAUGUAGCUGCAUGAUUGACGGUCCCGCCGUGUUUUGAGCGAGUGUGUGGAAGUGUUGUGUUGAUGCUCCGAUCCUGACAGUAUUAUUUGGCUUUGGCAGCUGUGUAGCAUGAUGGGACUCCUGUCUGUCUGUCUGUCUGUGUGGAACACUUCCCAUGUAUAUUUUUAUAU